AUGAAGAUGACAGCUUGACGUUUUGUAAAAUCUUGUUUUCUAUUGUUUGCUGCGUGUUGUACUUCUCAAUUAUUUUACCGGCUCCAAAUUUUUAAAAUGUCAUUAAGAAUUGCAUCAGGCGGAUCUGUGCCCAAAAAGACCAAAACUGAAAAUGGUUUGGAACGAAGUUCAGAUGAUGAAUUAGAAACACCUUCAGCAUUUAAUCCAAAAUAUCGCGUCUGUCCAUAUUUAGACACGAUUAAUCGUCCUUUACUGGACUUUGAUUUCGAAAAACUUUGUUCAAUUUCUCUAACACGUAUUAACGUUUAUGCCUGCCUUGUUUGUGAGCUAGUUCAGAAAUCUGCUAUCGUUAUGGAUAACGCUAAAGAAGUUAAAUUUACAACAAACCAAUUAAUUACUGACGCAAUAUUCACUACUCUAACCUAUGAGGCCUACGAACCAACUCAAUCUGUUAUUACACCGCAAAAACUAGAUAAAUGGCGUAAGGAUUUCUACGAAGAGCCCAAAAAUAUUCUGGCCCAAAAUGUUUGCAGCCGUGUCGAUCCAUUUGAUGUAUGUUUAUCCAGAAAAAAAUUAGAGCAAACAAAUCAUGUGUUCAAUUACAAGGUUGAAACUGAAGGUAAACCAAUAACCAAUCAAAAGAGUUCCGGUAGGUGCUGGCUUUUUGCGGCUUUAAAUUGCAUCCGUUUGCCAUUUAUUAAGCAAUUCAACUUGGAUGAAUUUGAGUUCUCACAAGGUUAUUUGUUUUACUGGGACAAAAUAGAACGCUGUAAUUAUUUCUUAAACAACAUUGUGCUGACUGCUAAUCGAGGUGAAAAAGUUGAUAGUCGCCUCGUCUCAUUUUUACUGCAAGAUCCUACGUCUGAUGGCGGGCAGUGGGAUAUGUUAGUCAAUUUAAUUACCAAACAUGGACUAAUGCCAAAAAAAUGCUUCCCAGAGUCCUUCAGCUGUGAAGCAAGCUUACGAAUGAACUCUAUUCUAAAAAGCAAGCUGAGAGAAAAUGCCAAAACAUUACGUGGUUUGAUCGAUUCCAACACCUCUGUGGAAGACGUUAAUGCUAAAAUUGAUCAAAUGAUGCAAGAAAUUUAUAAAGUUGUUGGAAUAUGUUUAGGGAUACCACCAGAAACAUUCACCUGGGAAUAUUAUGAUAAAACAAAGUCUUACCAGUCAGUCGGUCCAAUUAGCCCAAUUGAAUUUUAUAAUCAACAUGUCAAACCAAUAUUUAAUGUUGAAGAUAAGGUUUGCUUGGUCACAGAUCCGCGCCCUUCUAGCAUGUACAGUCAAGCAUAUACCGUAGAUUGCUUAGGAAAUGUUGUUGGUGGACGUCCAGUUUUAUAUAACAAUCAACCAGUGGAACUUUUGUUAAAAGUUGUAACAGAUAGCCUUAAGUCCGCAGAGCCAGUAUGGUUUGGUUGUGAAGUUAGCAAAAGAUUUGCUCCCAAACAAGGAAUUGAGGACCUCUUUAUACACGAUUUUAAGUUGGUGUUUGAUAUUGAUAUACAAAACUCUUUAUCGAAAGCAGAUCGUUUAAUUUAUGGUGAAUCAGCAAUGACUCAUGCUAUGGUAUUUACAGCAGUGUCUGUGGAUAAAGACGGAAAUCCAACAAAGCUACGCGUAGAAAAUUCUUGGGGAGAAGAUCGUGGUGAAAAAGGUUAUCUAGUUAUGACCGCCGAUUGGUUUAAAGAAUUUGGGUUUGAAGUUGUUGUUGAUAAGAAGUUUGUACCAGCAGAAAUUCUCAAAGUUUUUGAUAUGGACCCUAUCGUACUACCCGCCUGGGAUCCAAUGGGUACACUUGCCUAAAAAACUUUUUUACUUGUAAAGCUUCAAUAUGCAACACCUCACAAUGCAACGCUGCAGUUCAAUUAUAUACACACACGCAAGAGUGGAGAGCCCUUUAAACCUAAUAACAACCAAACAAUUUUUACUUAUGAAAAUUAACAAUAUAUACGUAUACAUUUUUGUUUUAUUUAAAAUAUAUAUAAAG
Teleopsis dalmanni is the source of this 1984-nucleotide messenger RNA. Its product is annotated as U4/U6.U5 tri-snRNP-associated protein 2-like. Bases 97 to 1800 code for a protein of 567 amino acids. The transcript is spliced from 11 exons. The record is from RefSeq and is a predicted model, not a curated record. Gene Ontology annotation, molecular function: cysteine-type aminopeptidase activity; zinc ion binding; cysteine-type deubiquitinase activity. Gene Ontology annotation, biological process: response to toxic substance; spliceosomal complex assembly; L-homocysteine catabolic process. NCBI's taxonomy places the organism in Eukaryota, Metazoa, Arthropoda, Insecta, Diptera, Diopsidae. Gene Ontology annotation, cellular component: cytoplasm.